Myxocyprinus asiaticus (Chinese sucker) is the source of this 2010-nucleotide messenger RNA. RefSeq names its product G-protein coupled receptor 182-like. The record is from RefSeq and is a predicted model, not a curated record. The transcript has 3 exons. Gene Ontology annotation, molecular function: G protein-coupled receptor activity. Bases 211 to 1266 code for a protein of 351 amino acids. NCBI's taxonomy places the organism in Eukaryota, Metazoa, Chordata, Actinopteri, Cypriniformes, Catostomidae. Gene Ontology annotation, biological process: G protein-coupled receptor signaling pathway. Gene Ontology annotation, cellular component: membrane.
GCAAAGCAUCCAGUGCUAUUUCUCCAAGACUGAUUCUUUAAAAGAGUCACCCCAAGAGCUUCAUUAGCACGUGCCGCAUAGCAAGCACAACGUUUCAAAAACACUUCAAAAACACAACUGUACAACCCAUUGAAGACACUGUAUGUCUAUCCCUCACAGCCUCGUUUUCAUUCCCGUCAAAGGUGGUGCAGUUAGCCCCAUUGUCAUAACAUGACGGACGAUUUACACAAUUCGUCAUUCUGGUUCGGCGACGACUGCACCAUCUAUCCGAAUAGGAACAAUCGACAGAUUGCUCUUUUCCUCCUUUAUUUGGUGCUGUUCAUGGUGGGCUUGGCCGAGAACAGCCUGGUGGUGUGGGUGAACUGGCAAAGGAGACACUCGGCUAAUGGUGUGCUCUUCUGCGUUAUCAAUGUGAGUUUGUCUGACUUGAUGGUGGUCUUCACCAUGCCCUUCUUCAUGCUGGAAAUGACCAUGGACAAGGUUUGGGUGUGGGGACGCUUCCUUUGCAAGGUCACGCAUCUUGUAUACGUCAUCAACUUCUACAGUAGCUCCUUCUUCCUGGCCUUCAUGACUUUGGAGAGGUACCUCUCCCUGACGUGGCCCAACGCGCCUGCCUGCUUUCCGCCGCAGAACAAACGUCGCUGGUUGCUCUGCACUGGAAUUUGGCUGCUGUCCCUUGUGCUGGCCUUAUUGGAGAAUGUACACGUUGAUCUUUUAGAAUGGGAUGAGCCAGGCUGCUACAUGAUUCCCGAGCAGUACUACACGGAAUGGUUUGUGUCCGUUUCUUUCCUGUGUCUCAUUUUCCAGUUCCUGGGCCCAGCAUCUGUCAUCAUAACCUGCAACGUUUUGAUUGCCCGAGCAGUCCGCACAGCUCCAGAGGUCCAAAACCGCCAGGACGUUUGGUUGGUCCAUGUGUACUCGUUGGUGUUUGUGGCCUGCUGGUUACCGUACCAUUUGGUGUUGUUCAUGUUGACAGUGGAUGACCUGGAUCCACACCUGUUCUCCUGCAACACUUUGGAGGUGCUAUUCUUCUCGUUUAGCAUCGUGCAAUGCUUGUCUCUCUUUCACUGCAUCGCCAACCCAAUCCUCUACAACUUCCUCAGUAAGAGCUUCCGCAAUAAUCUAAUAAACACAGUGAUCAGCCGUAUCUCUUCACUGUCAGCUAGCAUGCCAGCUAACGAUGUGGCAGUGAAUGCAGGGAUGACAGCGGAAAAAGAACGAAAGCUCAGUAACGCCAGCACUAGUCACUCGGAAAUUGGAGCUUGAAGAGGAAAACUCUGUACAAUUCAGUAGAGCACUACCUGAAUGGUGAUUUGAUGAACAUUCUAAAUUACUAGGGAAAAAGGAUAUUUAAAAUGUCCUUGUUGAAGGUGCCAAAUAGCAACAGUUCAUGCUUUUUGGCUGGUUGCCUGGUAGCUAGCCAUAUCGUCUCCUGUUUUUCUCACCUCAGUAUUGUUAAGAGUACAAGGAAGGAAGCCUCUCAUAACCUUCAUUUCCACCAAUUCCUCUGAUCAUAUCUAAGAACUCCUAUAAAUAUGUAAUAAAAGUUCUGUCCACAUGCCAAGGUUUGUUGAAAAAAACAGUUUUGAUUGUUAUAUUAAACUCGAAAUUUUUAAUUUAGGUUACACCAGCGUCCACAUGCUCAAAAUGAAACAUCUAAUGCUAUUUAAAUGGCCUUUGAGCUCUAAUAUUUCGUUUGUACAUAUUGUUGGAUGGAUAAGGAAUAUCACUUAAAUGGAAUCAAAUUUGUUUAAAAAAAAAAAAAAAAAGAAGUCUUUUAACAUAUGUUUCUAUAUAACUGUUAAAGGGGUACAUUUGUCCAGAAAACAGCAAGGGUAAGAACUUUGCUAAGAUCAAAAUGUAUGACAAUGUAUGUCAAAAUGUAUGCCAUUAGGACAUGCUGUUCCAAUAUCUGAAAAGAAUGUUGCUUUCUGAUAUGAUUUCUGUCUAAUAUACACUAAUCAGCCACAACAUUAAAACCUGCCUAAUAUUGUGUAGGUCCCCCUAAUG